Molecule: messenger RNA, 4698 nt
Organism: Stegastes partitus (bicolor damselfish)
Lineage: Eukaryota; Metazoa; Chordata; Actinopteri; Pomacentridae
Product: retinol-binding protein 3
Exons: 5
Coding region: 1-4698 (1565 amino acids)
Biological process (GO): proteolysis
Molecular function (GO): serine-type peptidase activity; retinol binding
Source: RefSeq, a predicted model, not a curated record
AUGCUUCUCCUGUGUACUCUAUCUGCUAGCACUUCAUUUCAGCCAGCUCUGGUAUUAGACAUGGCCAAGAUUCUUCUGGAAAACUAUUGCUUCCCUGAGAACCUGGUUGGGAUGCAGGAGGCCAUUCAACAAGCCAUCAACAGUGGAGAAAUCCUACAGAUUUCAGACAAAAAGACCCUGGCAUCUGUGCUCACAGUGGGAGUUCAAGGAGCACUGAACGAUCCGCGGUUGACUGUCUCGUACGAGCCAAAUUUUGUUCCAGUGAUGCCACCAAUGCUGCCAUCUCUCCCAAAAGAGCAACUGAUCCGACUGGUGAGAAACUCCAUCAAGAUGGAUAUCCUAGAAGACAAUGUUGGCUAUCUGCGGAUUGAUCGGAUUAUUGGGGAGGAGACAGCAGCCAAGCUUGGCUCUCUGCUGCGGGACAACAUCUGGGACAAAGUUGCUCACACAUCCUCACUAAUAUUUGACCUGAGGUACAGCACAGCUGGAGAGCUGUCUGGAGUUCCUUUCAUAAUCUCCUUUUUCUCAGAUCCUGAGCCCUUAAUUCACAUUGACACUGUGUACGACAGGCCCUCGAAUAAAACCAGAGAGCUGUGGACUAUGCCAAUAAUGGAGGAAAGGUAUGGAAAGAAGAAGGAUAUAAUUAUUUUGACCAGUAAGCGCACCGUGGGGGCUGCUGAGGCUGUGGCAUAUACACUAAAAAACCUAAAGAGGGCCAUCACGGUCGGAGAAAGGUCUGCUGGUGGAUCAGUGAAAGUCCAAAAGAUUAGGAUUGCUAAAUCAGAGUUCUAUAUAACAGUUCCUGUGGCGAGAUCUGUCAGUCCAAUCACAGGCCAAAGCUGGGAGGUCAGUGGUGUUUCCCCAACAGUCAACACCAUUGCCAAGGACGCUAUUGCGAAAGCCAAAUCCCUGCUGGCUAUCAGGAGAGCCAUUCCAAACGUGGUGCAAAGUAUCUCCGACAUAAUUGGGAGGUUGUACGCAUUCACUGACAGAGUUCCAGCUCUUCUUCAACGUCUGCAAUCUACAGAUUUGUUCUCUGUUGUAUCUGAAGAGGACCUAGCAGUCCGACUUAACCAGGACCUCCAGAUUGUGUCUGAAGAUCCAAGGCUGAUCAUCAGAUUCAUACAGGACAAUACUGCAAUUGAAGAGGAGGACCCUGACCUUUAUAAAGUUCCAGACGAUCCCAGAUUAUUACAGGACUACAUUGAUAAAGUGUUUAAAGUGGAAAUUCUCACUGAAAAUACUGGUUAUCUCCGCUUUGACAAGUUUGUUGAAUCAUCUGCAGUGGCUAAGCUGGAAGAGCUCAUGGCCAAAAAGGUAUGGGAACCCCUCAAAGACACUGAUAACCUGAUUAUUGAUCUACGCCACAACACUGGCGGAUCCUCUACCUCUCUAGCCCUGAUAUUGUCUUAUCUGCAGGACACUUCCCAGAAGCAUCACUUUUUUACAUUAUAUGACAGAAUUCAGAACACAACAACAGAACAUGACUCUCUGCCCAAAAUUACAGGCCCGACGUAUGGCUCCAAGCGUGGGGUUUAUGUGUUAACAAGCUACUACACGGCAAGCGUUGGUGAAGAGUUUGCUUACUUGAUGCAGUCCUUACAUCGUGGCACAGUCAUUGGGGAAAUCACGUCUGGCACCCUGAUGCACUCAAAGACAUUUCAAAUAGAAGGGACAGAUAUUGCCAUCACUGUACCGUUCAUAAACUUUAUAGACAACAAUGGAGAGUUCUGGCUGGGAGGUGGCGUGGUCCCUGAGGCCAUUGUGCUGGCUGAGGAAGCUGUGGACCAUGUUCAUGAGAUUGCAAAAUUUCACAAAGGACUUCGAUCCCUCAUAGAAGGUGCAGGGCAACUGUUAGAAAAACACUACGCAAUCCAUGAAGUGGCACUACAGGCUAGCAAGGUGCUGUUAGGUAAAUGGGCUGAUGGAUUAUACAGGUCAGUGGUUGACUUUGAAUCUUUGGCAUCUCAGUUGACAGCAGAUCUCCAAGAGACUUCAGGUGACCAUCGCCUCCAUGUCUUCCAUUGCGAUGUUGAGCCUGAGUCACUUCAUGAGGUUCCAAAGAUCCCUACAGCAGAAGAAGUGGGAUAUAUAAUCGAUGCUCUGUUUAAAAUUGAGCUUUUGCCAGACAACGUUGGCUAUCUAAGGUUUGACAUGAUGGCAGACAUAGAAGUUGUCAGAGCCAUCGGGCCUCAACUCCUAAAAUUGGUUUGGAGCAAGAUAGUAAACACUGAUGCCCUUAUAAUUGAUAUGAGGUACAACAGUGGUGGUUAUUCAACAGCAAUUCCCCUCUUGUGCACAUAUUUCUUUGAUGCUGAACCUUUGAUUCACCUUUACACUGUUUUUGACCGCACAACAGCCACCAUGACAGAAGUCAUGACUUUUCCUAAUGUCAGGGGUCAAAGAUACGGAUCCUCCAAGGACCUCUUCAUCCUCACCAGUCAUAUGACCGGGUCGGCAGCCGAGGUGUUCACUCGUGCUAUGAAGGACUUGAACCGGGCCACAGUGGUCGGAGAGCCAACAAUCGGAGGGUCUUUAUCAAGUGGAACCUAUCAGAUUGGGGACAGCGUCCUGUACGCUUCCAUCCCUAACCAGGUCGUUCUAAGUGCCAUCACUGGGAAAGUGUGGAGCUUUUCAGGGGUUGAGCCUCAUGUUUUUGCUCAGGCAAAUGAAGCUCUCCCUGUAGCACAGAGAAUCAUAGCAGCAAGGCUUUUGAAGACAGAGCAGGGGAAAAGCUCACAGCCAAAACAGUGCCAUUUGACAAAGAACCUCUUCGGAGAAGGAGGUUCGGCUCAACAACUUCUUCUUCGCACUACUCACCUUUUUCUGGCUACACUGGCAAAAAUGGCAAAGUUUCUGUUGUUGGUUGCAUCUCUGCUAGUUUUUGGAAAUGUUUUGUUUAUUCGUGCUGAGUUUUCCCCCAGCCUCAUCGUAGAUAUGGCAAAAAUUGUCAUGGACAAUUAUUGCUCACCAGAGAAGCUGGCAGGGAUGAAGGAGGCAAUUGAAGCUGCCAGCAGCAACACAGAGGUUCUCAACAUCCCGGACGCCGAAUCCUUGGCUAACGUCCUCAGUGCUGGAGUUCAGGGCACAGUCAGUGAUUCACGCCUGAAGGUCUCUUAUGAGCCAGACUAUGUUCCCGUGGUUCCCCCGAAGAUGCCUCCACUGCCCCCUGAGCAGCUCAUCGCCGUCCUCCAGACCUCCAUCAAGCUUGACAUCCUGGAAGGUAACAUUGGCUACCUGAGGAUUGACCACAUCCUUGGGGAGGAUGUCGCAGAGAAGGUUGGCCCUUUGCUUCUAGACCUUGUCUGGAAUAAAAUUCUGCCUACUUCAGCUCUGAUCUUUGACUUGCGCUACACUGGCAGCGGGGACAUCACUGGAAUCCCCUAUAUUGUGUCUUACUUCAUUGAAGCCGAGCCUCAAAUUCACAUUGACAGCGUUUAUGACCGUCCCUCAAACACCACCACUAAGCUGUUGUCUAUGCCGUCACUGCUAGGAGAGAGAUACGGCAUCGCCAAACCACUUGUUAUCCUCACUAGCAAGAACACCAAGGGCAUUGCAGAAGAUGUUGCCUACAGCCUCCAGAACCUCAAAAGGGCCACCAUUGUGGGUGAGAAGACUGCCGGGGGUUCAGUGAAACUUGAUAAAAUCAAAGUAGGUGACACUGACUUUUAUGUUACUGUGCCAACUGCAAAGUCCAUCAAUCCCAUCACCGGCUCCACCUGGGAGGUCACAGGUGUGACUCCAGAUGUGGACGUCAAUGCAGAGGAUGCUCUUGCUACCGCCAUCAAGAUUGUCAACUUCCGUGCCCAAGUUCCAGCCAUCAUUGAGGAAUCAGCAACUCUGAUAGCUGACAACUACGCCUUUGAAAGUAUCGGAGCAGAUGUUGCAGCAAAGUUGAAGGAGCACCUGGCAGCUGGCGAGUACAGCAUGGUUGUCUCCAAGGACAGUCUGGAGGCAAAGCUAUCCAGCGACCUUAAGACCCUUUCUGGGGACAGGAGCCUUAAGACUACCAGCAACACACCAGCCCUGCCCCCUAUGGAUUAUUCUCCAGAGAUGUACAUUCAGCUGAUCAAAGUCUCCUUCCACACUGACAUAUUCGAAAACAACAUCGGCUACCUGCGUUUUGACAUGUUCGGAGACUUUGAGGAGGUCAAAGCCAUUGCCCAGAUUAUUGUUGAGCAUGUCUGGAACAAAGUUGUCAACACUGACGCUAUGAUCGUCGACCUCAGGAACAACCUUGGUGGCCCAACAACAGCCAUCGCAGGCUUCUGCUCCUACUUCUUUGAUGCCGACAAGCAGAUUGUGUUGGACAAACUCUACGACAGACCAUCUGGCACCAUUACAGAGCUCCAAACUCUACCUGAGCUAACUGGCACAAGGUACGGCUCCAAGAAAAGCCUCAUCAUCCUGACUAGCGGAGCGACAGCUGGUGCUGCAGAGGAGUUUGUUUAUAUCAUGAAGAAGCUUGGCCGUGCCAUGAUUGUUGGAGAGACCACCUCUGGGGGAUCCCACCCACCCAAGACCUUCCCUGUUGGUGACACUGACAUCUUCCUCAGCAUCCCCACUGUCCACUCUGACACCACCGCCGGGCCGGCCUGGGAGGGAGCUGGCAUCGCUCCUCACAUCCCCGUCCCAGCCGACGCUGCCCUCGAAACCGCCAAGGGCAUCUUCAACAAGCAUUUUGCUGGCCAGAAGUAA